Schistosoma bovis is the source of this 1428-nucleotide messenger RNA. The record is from the annotation of a GenBank genome assembly. NCBI's taxonomy places the organism in Eukaryota, Metazoa, Platyhelminthes, Trematoda, Strigeidida, Schistosomatidae.
CCCACCAGUGAAUAUUUUCAAGGAGAAGCCGGACCUUCACUGGUAACCAAUCUGUCAGGAUUAACACAGGUUCACCAACCUACUGUCCUUAUUACUGAAGACUGAUGACUGAAACAUUUGUGUUUCGCGGGUUGUAUGCGGUAAGCGUUACUCUGAUGAGUAGUCCUACAGAUGAGAUCAUACAACUAACUAAUGACGACGCUACAUCCAGUAAAGCUCAUGCCAUUUCUCGUGGAUACUGGAAAGACAAGUAUAUCAGGUAUUUUUGUUCCUCUCCGUCACACAAAACUCCGGAGAUUAAUCGUGGCUAUUUUAUAAGAACAACUGCAUUCAGAGCGAUUGCCAUAUCAUUUAUAAAGGUUCCUUACUUUUGAAAAGUACAAAUUACCUUAUCCAGUCCACAGGUGGAGCCUGCCAAAUUGUAAACCUUGGUGCAGGCUCAGAUACAUUGUACUUCGCUCUAAAAGAUGCGCAGGAGACCCCAGAGCUAUACGUCGAAGUAGACUUGGCAUCUAACAUUCAGCAAAAAGCUAUGACAAUACAACGGAGAAGGCUGCUUGAAUCAACAAAUGCUUCACCACUUAAAGACGAUAAUUUAAACCUUACAGUAAAUCAAAAGACUUCUGUUGUUGACACACUACAUGAUAAUUUGCACUACGUUUUUGAAACGGGACGGUUUCACUUACUGAGUUUCGAUUUACGAAGAUCUGUUCAAGAUCUUCUAGAUGUUUUAUGUUCAACAGUUAAUGGGGCUGGUUGUUCCAAAAGUUGCCCAACUCUCUUCCUUGCUGAAUGCGUACUUGUUUAUAUGUCUCCAGAGGCAAGCUGUCAGUUAAUAAAGGGUCUUUCGGUAAACUUCCCACGUGCUUCAUUCCUGCAUUAUGAACAGGUUAAUAUGAGCGAUUCAUUUGGUUCUAUUAUGAUCAAAAAUUUUCGUGCUCGUUCCUGUGAGCUUCCUGGUCUUAAUGCAUGUCAUUCACUGGCUACUCAAGAAGAACGAUUUUUUAAGGCUGGUUGGAAAAAAGCCAAAGGAUGGACUAUAAAUCAAGUUUAUAAGAUGUUACCUUCCAGUACUCGAUACAGAGUAGAACAUUUGGAACUAUUGGAUGACCUUGAAGUGACAAUGCAGUUGUUUGAUCAUUAUUGUAUUCUCCUGGCAACUAAUGAUGAAAUAAUCUGCCCAGAUGAACAGUUGAAAGAAUCAUUAGCCACUAUUGAGUAGUCAUCUUCGUAUAUCAAAUAUGUGAUUCAUUACGAAAGUAUAUAAUGUACUGCAUUUUUCCUAUUUCGAUUUCCUUUUAUUUUUAUCAAGUAUCUGUAUAAUUUAUCGUAUAACUUUAUUAGUUCCUACUUUGUGGUGUAUAUUAAUGCCGUAAAUGUAGACAACAAAAGGAUCCACGUUAAAAUAUAUUUGUACAGAUGUUUGCA